AUGGACCGCAAGGAGGCUACAAGGCCCUGCCAGGACGCAGAGUGUGGCGGCAGUGUCUUCCUGGGGCGCCGCAGGGAUCCCUCCCUGGCGACCACCACGGGGCAGAGAGAUGCAGUGAGCUGGGCCCGAGGACGCCCCAGUCACCUGGACACACCUCCCAACAUCUACGAGGGGGGCCUGGGGGCCCAGCAGCAGCAGUGCCCCAGUGCCCAGGGAAACAAGCCCAAGAACUUCCGGCUGCGCCACCUCCGGAGCCUGGCUCUCUACCUGCCAGGCCAUAUGCAGCCUGCUGGCCAGUGCGAGAGCCACUGGCUGGGCCGGCUUCUGGCUGGGGGGUACCUACCACAGCCUGAGGGCUCAGCCUCGCCCUUGGACCUUCCACAGGGGACUCUGGGCCCAAGUAACAACCACUGCUCAGCCCUUCUGGAAGCCCAACUACCCAGGGACAGCCUGGGAGAUACAGCUUCCAGUUCCAGCAUGGACCCAGCCAAGGGUGCCCCUGCCCAGCCAGGUCCCCCUGAGGGCUUGGGGCUCAGGCCCAAGAGGUCCUGGGGAGCCUUGGAGGAGGCCAUGUGUCCCUUGUGCAAGAGAACCUGCUCUGGGGCCUUGGAGAGGCCAUAG
This is a messenger RNA of Marmota monax (woodchuck), 621 nucleotides long. RefSeq names its product chromosome unknown C16orf90 homolog (gene CUNH16orf90). Lineage: Eukaryota; Metazoa; Chordata; Mammalia; Rodentia; Sciuridae. The record is from RefSeq and is a predicted model, not a curated record. The transcript is spliced from 3 exons. Bases 1 to 621 code for a protein of 206 amino acids.